GCAAAAGAGAACUGCCUCCCCUCUCUAUCGAUUGGUAACGCCUGCGCCGCUGCCUCUGGCUCCCAUUUGUCAGGUCUGGCGGCGUUGCUGGCCGUAGAAGCUUCCCGGCGUCUCGGUUCUUCUCUUGUCUUCCACAAACCGACCCUCAUCCCCCGGGAACCGUCACUCGGGGCCGGCACACCGACUGUGGAGCGUUGUGUGGGAGUCCGGCAGCUUUCCUGGCCCAGUAACGGAGACCGGGGGAGAGGGGAGGUGAUAAGGAAAGAGCCUGCUAGAAGAGUCGGGGACGGGAGGUGACUAGAGUCGGGCUGAGAGAGCGCAGGCCUGAACCAACUCUCGUGCGGGGGACGCAGCUCAUCCGACCCCGGAGCCUCGGCCUGAUCUCGGAGGUGCCGGGGCGGCUAGACACAAGGCUUUCUCCCCUGGGUCUGAUGAUGAACCGGCGGUGGGGGUCCGGACCUUCCCCGGCAGCUCCUCUCACCAGCGGCUGAGACUACCACCACACCAGCGAACAUAUGUUAUGGAAAAAUAAAAGGUGUCAUUACAAAGUACAACCGGUCCUGCAAAAAACAAGCCCUUAUAUGGGUCUGGAAAAAUAAGAUUUAUGGCUAUUAUAUUCUGAGGAGGAAAAAGAGAGUGCAAAUACGAAAAUUGGCGCGGACAAGUGGAUUAUCAUGAGGGACAACUAGAUCGUGCUCCUGUUUUAGUCCCUUGGACAAGUAGUUUAAAAAAAAAAAAAAAAAAAAAAAAGUUUCCAUACCUCUGGACUUGAUAGUUGUCAUUUAGUAUGAAAUUGACUGUAUUUCUUCAGAAGCUUGACUUGAAAGCAGGUAUGGCAUCACAGCUGCAGGUGUUCUCCCCUCCUUCAGUAUCGUCCAGUGCCUUCUGUAGUGCAAAGAAACUUAAAGUUGAGCCUUCUGGCUGGGAUGUUACGGGACAGGGUAAUAGCAACAAGUAUUACGCACACGGCAAGAACCUCUCAGUCGCUCAAGGGCACCCAAGUUCAUCUCACCAGGUAGCUAACUUCAGUCUCCCUGCCUACGAGCCCAGUCUCCUCAUCCCAGCCACCGCAGCAGAGCAUAUAGUGGUAACUGCUGCAGACAGUACUGGCAGCGGACCCACCACCUCCUUCCAGAGCAGCCAAAUCCUAAACCACAGAAGCAACGUUUCUUUACUGGAACCAUACCAAAAAUGUGGACUGAAAAGGAAAAGUGAAGAGGUGGACAGCAACGGUAGUGUGCAGAUUAUUGAUGAACGGCCACCUCUGAUGCUGCAAAACAGAACCGCGGUGGGUGCUGCUGCCACGACCACCACUGUAACCACUAAAAGCAGCAGUUCCACUGGUGAGGGGGAUUACCAGCUUGUUCAACAUGAAAUUUUGUGUUCCAUGACCAAUAGCUAUGAAGUCCUGGAGUUUUUGGGCAGAGGGACUUUUGGCCAAGUGGCAAAAUGCUGGAAGCGGAGCACAAAGGAAAUUGUGGCUAUUAAGAUCCUAAAGAACCAUCCUUCCUACGCCAGGCAGGGUCAGAUAGAGGUGAGCAUCCUCUCGCGCCUGAGCAGCGAGAAUGCAGACGAGUACAACUUUGUCCGCUCGUACGAGUGCUUCCAGCACAAGAAUCACACUUGCCUUGUUUUUGAAAUGUUGGAACAGAACUUAUAUGACUUUCUGAAGCAAAAUAAGUUCAGUCCUCUUCCGCUGAAGUAUAUUCGCCCCAUAUUACAGCAGGUUGCCACUGCCCUGAUGAAGCUGAAGAGCUUAGGGCUGAUUCACGCUGAUCUGAAGCCAGAGAACAUCAUGCUUGUGGAUCCGAUACGUCAGCCUUACAGAGUGAAGGUGAUAGACUUUGGCUCGGCCAGUCAUGUCUCUAAAGCAGUGUGCUCGACCUACUUGCAAUCUCGGUACUACAGAGCUCCAGAGAUAAUCCUUGGGCUGCCGUUUUGUGAAGCAAUAGACAUGUGGUCGUUGGGCUGCGUCAUAGCAGAGUUGUUCCUCGGGUGGCCUCUGUAUCCAGGUGCUUCAGAAUAUGAUCAGAUAAGGUACAUCUCCCAGACACAAGGACUUCCUGCAGAGUACCUUCUCAGUGCUGGAACAAAGACUUCCAGAUUUUUCAAUCGAGACCCAGAUCUGGGCUACCCAUUAUGGAGGUUAAAGACACCAGAAGAGCAUGAGAUGGAAACUGGAAUAAAAUCUAAAGAAGCUCGCAAGUACAUCUUCAACUGUUUAGAUGACAUGGCACAGGUGAAUAUGUCGACAGAUCUAGAAGGAACAGACAUGUUGGCAGAGAAGGCAGACAGAAGAGAAUAUAUAGACUUGCUGAAGAAAAUGUUGACUAUCGAUGCAGAUAAGAGGAUAACUCCAAUGAAAACCUUAAAUCAUCCCUUUGUUACCAUGACGCAUCUGCUGGAUUUUCCACACAGUAACCAUGUAAAGUCCUGUUUUCAGAACAUGGAGAUAUGUAAGAGGAGGAACAAUGUGUAUGAUACAGUGAACCAGAUUAAGAGUCCCUUCACCACUCAUGUGGCCCCAAACACAAGCACAAAUCUGACGAUGAGCUUCAAUAACCAGUUGAACACUAUGCACAAUCAGGCUAGCGUACUGGCUUCAAGCUCAUCUGCCACAGCCACCCUUUCUUUGGCAAACUCCGAUGUGUCAUUGUUGAACUAUCAGUCAGCGCUUUACCCACCAUCUGCUGCUCCAGUGACUGGUGUUGCUCAGCAAGGAGUUUCACUUCAACCGGGAGCAACUCAGCUCUGCACCCAAACAGAUCCAUUCCAGCAAACCUUCAUAGUUUGCCCCCCAGCAUUUCAAGCUGCUGGUCUUCAAGCAACCGCCAAGCAUUCCGGUUUUCCUGUUCGAAUGGACAGUACUGUCCCCAUUGUGCCCCAAGCUCCUGCAGCCCAGCCCCUCCAGAUUCAGUCCGGAGUCUUGACACAGGGAAGCUGUACCCCACUAAUGGUAACAACUCUUCAUCCACACGUAGCCACCAUCACGCCGCAGUAUGCGGUACCCUUUACCCUGAACUGCGCAGCCGGGCGGCCGGCGCUAGUUGAACAGACUGCUGCUGUACUGCAGGCAUGGCCUGGUGGAACACAGCAGAUAUUGCUGCCAUCCACAUGGCAGCAGCUUCCUGGAGUCGCCCUUCACAACUCUGUUCAGCCAACAACCGUCAUUCCGGAAACUAUUGGAAGUAACCAGCAGCUCACAGACUGGAGAAAUGCACAUUCCCAUGGAAACCAGUAUAGCGCUUUGAUGCAGCAGCCAUCAUUACUUGCCAAUCACGUGACCUUAGCUGCAGCUCAGCCUCUAAACGUUGGGGUUGCUCAUGUUGUUCGGCAGCAGCAAAAUGGAAACGUGUCGGCAAAGAAAAACAAGCCACAGCAAGCACAGAAUAAUGCCAAGACCUUGUCUGCUUUGGACAUCAUCCCAUCCCAAGUAUAUUCGCUGAUUGGAAGCAGCCCACUUCAUCCCUCCACUUCAUACAACCCUCUUCUCCCACUCCAAGAGCAGCGACAGCCCAUAGUGAUCCCUGAUACGCCGAGCCCUCCUGUGAGUGUCAUCACAAUUCGCAGUGAUACAGAUGAAGAAGAGGACAGCAAGUACAAGCCAGUUAGCUCUGGUAUGAAGAUGAGGUCUAAUGUGAUCAGCUAUGUGACAGUCAAUGACUCUCCGGAUUCUGAUUCCUCUGUCAGUAGUCCAUAUUUGGCCAACCAACUUUCUACUCUUAAUGGAGUAAACAGUGUUUUCGAAGUCCCGGGUGGCAGAGGCCCCCACACACACAGUUCCAGCUCCCGUACAAUUAUUGUCCCUCCAUUAAAGAUGCAGCCGCACGAUUGUGGUCUGGACAACCAGCUGUCAGGUAUUCUAGGCAACUCUGGUAAAGUGAAAACCUCUUCAUCUUCAAGUGGACAAUCCUCUAAUAGUUGCAUCUCCCAGACAAGCUAUCGAUCCCACCGUAUGGUAAAUGGAGUGCAGCCCCUCAACCUCAGUCAGAAUCAGCAGCUAACCUCCAUGGUAUCCCAAGAAAGAAGCAUAAAUCCUCCUCCUCGCAGACAACAGGCCUAUGUUGCUCCACUCCCAUCAAUUUCUCAGGCACCCUUCACUUUUCAGCACAGUAGUCCAUUGCAUUCUUCUGUGCACCCUCACCUUGCUGCAGCUGCGUCAGCCACCAGCCACCUAACAAGCCAGCCUCAUAUGUACACAUAUGCUCCCACCACUGCUGCCUCCCUGGGGUCCACUACAUCCAUAGCUCAUCUGUUCUCCCCUCAGGGCUCUUCAAGGCACACAAGGUAUGCUACCCAUCCCAGUACUCUGGUUCAUCAGGUCCCUGUCAGUGUGGGACCUAGCUUGCUGACCUCUGCCAACGUGGCUCCUGCACAGUAUCCACACCAAUUUGCAACCCAAUCUUAUAUAAAUGCCUCUAGGGGUUCUGCAAUCUACACUGGAUAUCCUUUGAGUCCGACAAACAUCAACCAGUACUCCUACCUAUAAUCCAGAAUCUGGAAACUUUUUCCUUUUUUUUUUUUUUUUACUUCCUUUUUUCAAGACUUGACUGUUAUACAGCAAGAUUUGCUAGAAGCACGCUUGGAGGAAAAGGGGCUCUCUUCCUUAUUGACUGCAUUGUUGUAGUCACAUUAAGCUUGUUCAGUGUUAAUUCAUUCUGUGGUUUUGUGUAUCACGUGUCUUGUAGCAUCUUUCCUAAGUGUAGAAACUGCAUUGGUAGUGAGUCUGGUCUCUUCUGCUGAAGAUGGAUAGCUGUGGACUGCAAUAACAUUAUCCACUGUUUGCUGCAUUUUAUCCUUAGCAUAGUAGAUCAAAUGUUUUUAGCUCUUUUUAAGUUUAUUUUUUUUUUUCAACUUAUAAGCUCAUUCUUUUAUGUGUGAUAAAUGAAGUAUUCAUAACGCUUUUGAUUAUAUACUUUCAAUCCGUAGUUAUUAGGAUGAGUUGUUCACAUUUUAUUAUUAUUAUUGUUGUUGUUAUUAUUAUAAUAAUAUUAUUUUAGACUGUGCUUUCAACUGAUUUCUUUGCUUCCCACAAAGUAUUUUUAUGGUAAUAGCUGCUUUUUGGACUCGGUGCACAGCAGAAUCCAUUGUUUUCUUUCAGUGGAUAUACAUAAGACACUGGUGCAUAUUAUGCAAUUAUUUCUUUUUCUUUUCUUUAGUUUUUUGUUUCUUAUGUAAUAAUAAUCAUGUGACAUCUAGCUGCAUUACUGGAAGUGGCAAAAUGUUGUUGUUCCUUAAGGAAGUUGAUAUAUUCAUUUGAUUUUUUUGUUCCUGUAGUGUACUAAAGAAUCUAGCAUGAAACCGUGAACCGUCUAGACGACAUAUAUAUAUAUAUAUUAAAAUAUAUAGCAGCAUAUGGUUAGCACCAUUUGAAUCAAACUUAAUGUUUUCUGUGCUCAAAGUAAUCUCAUAAGGUAAGCUCUCUUACAUUGGCACCAAUGCAAAAAUGUUUGCUUUGACGAGCGUCCCUCUCUGUAAAUGACCUUUAAAUUUCCAGGAUCCUAUAAAGCUUUACAACCAGAAAAGUAUGUGUCACGUCUGCACAAUUGCGCAGUAUUUCACCUCUGUAUAAGUCAGAUGUACACAAGCAGCCAAUCGCAGCUUUUGUUACCUUAACUUAGCGGAUAAAGGUGAACAUUUUUUUUCUUCAAUGUUUCACCUCUUAGAGCUUUUUGCCCUAUUCUGUGAUGCAUAUGGUGUAUCAUAAAAUAGGCUUAUUCUAAAUUGUACCUCUUGCUAUGCUGAAGUUUAAAAAAAGCAGAUAGUAAUGUGUGUGUAUAUAUAUUUUUUUGUAAGGAAUGCAAAUCAUUUUAGCAUACUAUUUUGCUCGUAUUCUUCUACCAUUUUGUGAAUAAAUCGCCUGUGCACACUUCUGCGUUUCCGUGGUUACAGACUACAAACACUCUUUGUAGUCUAAUACUGCAGUUGUGUUACUUCUUUACAUCGGCCCUCUCCUAUUAUCUAUGGUUUAAAAAGGAACCAGUCAUACUACCUGAACCAUAAGCCAUCGGUUGGUCCCCAGUGGCUUCUCCACCUUUUUAACCCUUUGCCGCAAAAUGCCGCUUAUAUAUGGCACUGCAACAGGGUUAUGAAGUGAGCUCAGGAGCUGAGCUUGCAUCAUACCCGCACCGUCCCUGCCAUCAGUAACUAAUUAACUCUUUAGACCUGGCAAUCAGCUUUGAAAGUGAAAGCUUUCCGGCAGCUCAGUCGGGCUGAUCGGGACCAUCGCGGUGAAAACGCAAUGUCCCGAUCAGCUUGGAUGCAUCAGGAGGGUGCCUUCUGUGCGUCCAAUCGGCGAUUGCUCCAAGCCUGAAAUCCAGGCUCGAGCAAUCGAAUGCAGAAAACACUGAUCAAUGCAAUGGCAUUGAUCAGUGUAUUGAAUCAAUGUAUUGCAUGUUAUAGUCUCCUAUUGGGGGCUAUAACAUUGCCAAAAAAAAGUGAAACAAAAUUAUGAUUUAACCCCUUCCCUAAUAAGUCUGAAUCAACCCCCUUUUCCCAUUAAAAAAAAAAACUGUGUAAAUAAAAAUAAACAUAUUUGGUAUCCCCGGGUGCAUAAAUGUCCGAACUAUAAAAAUAUAUAAUUAAACCACACGGUCAAUGGCGUACGCACAAAAAAAAUUCCAAAGUCCAAAAUAGCGUAUUUUUGGUCCCUUUUUUUAUACCAUAAAAAAAUGUAUAAAAAGCGAUCAAAAAGUCUGAUCCAAACAAAUGAUACUGAUAAAAACUUCAGAUCACGGCGCAAAAAUUGGGCCCUCACACCGCCCUGUAUGCGGAAAAAUAAAAAAGGGGUCAGAAGAUGACAAUUGUAAACGUGUUAAUUUUCGUGCAUGUAGUUAUGAUUUUUUCCACAAGUACGACAAAAUCAAACCUAUAUAUGAGGGUAUCAUUUUAAUCAUAUGGACCUACAGAAUAAAAAGGUGUCAUUUUUACUGAACAAUGUACUGCGUAUAAACGGAAGCCCCCAAAAUUUACAAAAUUGUUGUUUUUCUUCAAUCUUGACGCAUAAUGAUUUAUUUUUUUCUCUUUUCAUUUCGCGUAGAUUUUUGGGUGAAAUCACUGACUGAUAUCAUUACAAAGUCUAGAAUUGGUGGUGCAAAAAAUAAGCAAUCAUAUGGAUUUUUAGGUGCAAAAUUGAAAGGGUUACGGAAAAACUUCUAGACCUUAAGGGGUUAAUAGAUCUCUUCUUUUACCCAAACAGGGAGAGAAUUAUCAAUCUAGGUUGAUGGUGCAGGAAGAAACCACCAGGGACCAGCCCACAGACUCUUGGUUUGGGGAGCAUUAAUAUAAUGUCAGGUGCCCUCUAAGAUGGCAAGGAAGUAACACAUGACUGUAAGAUCAAACUACACAAGGUUUUAUUUUAGCCAGUAACCAUUGAGGCACGUGUGUGUGUAUAUAGACAGCAAAAAGGAGGAAUUGACUGCAGCACACCGGCGUAUCCAGUAAAAAAAAUUGUAGCUUUAUUCCAUAGAUACAAGGACUAUGUUUCUGUGGUCUCACACCACCAUUGUCAAGUCCAACUUGACAAUGGUGGUGCGAGACCACAGAAACGUAGUCCUUGUAUCUAUGGAAUAAAGCUACAAUUUUUUACUGGAGGCCUCUUACCCCAGCCAAGCCAGAUCACCCUGCUCUGUACUGACGAGGGGCAAAAACCCCGAAACAGCUGUCUGCAGAUGGGUAGAAACUUCCCUUUUGGGGAGUAGUCUGGCUUGGCAUAAAAUCCCGAUCAGCUUUUUAUAUUCCUUAACAGGAGCUAAGCUGAUACCAGGGAACAUUACCUGAAAAGGUGAUGUAAUGAGCUGCUUUGCAUAUAUAUAUAUAUAUAUAUAUAUAUAUAUAUAUAUAUAUAUAUAUUCUAUCCUUUUAAUGUAUACUAUUUCAGUUUGGUUUCCCACACUUGGAGCACUUAUUCUCUGCUCCUACAAUGUAUUACUGGUACAGUAUAUGAUUUCCGUUGACUAAACAAAGCCUUAUAUAAUUGAAAAUAUUGCUUUCCCUAGUGUACGAUAAAACAAUUUUUUCUAAAAUACCACAUAAAAUGUAUUUU
Molecule: messenger RNA, 8044 nt
Organism: Hyla sarda
Lineage: Eukaryota; Metazoa; Chordata; Amphibia; Anura; Hylidae
Gene: HIPK1
Product: homeodomain interacting protein kinase 1
Exons: 17
Coding region: 788-4489 (1233 amino acids)
Biological process (GO): peptidyl-serine phosphorylation; intrinsic apoptotic signaling pathway in response to DNA damage by p53 class mediator; smoothened signaling pathway
Cellular component (GO): nucleus; cytoplasm; PML body
Molecular function (GO): protein tyrosine kinase activity; protein serine/threonine kinase activity; ATP binding
Source: RefSeq, a predicted model, not a curated record